AUGGCAUCAGAAGCGGAAGGAGAGGAAACGUUCCAGCGGUUUGCUGUCUUUGGAGAAUCGUCAAGCAGUGGCACUGAAAUGAACAACAAGAACUUCUCCAAGUUGUGCAAAGACUGUGGCAUCAUGGACGGCAAGAUGGUCACCUCCACUGAUGGUGGAAUUGUGUUCAGCAAGGCCAAGAAUGCCCGAACCAUCACCUUCCAGCAGUUCCAGGAGGCAAUGAAGGAACUGGGCCAGAAGCGAUUCAAGGGGAAGAGCCCAGAUGAAGCCUUGGAGAACAUUUAUAAACUCAUGGAGGGCAAGGACCCAGCUACCACCGGUGUUACUAAAGCAACGACCGUGGGCGGGGUGAGCCGGCUGACGGACACCAGCAAGUACACUGGCACCCACAAGGAGCGCUUUGAUGAGAGUGGCAAAGAAGGCAUUGCAGGACGGGAAGACGUGACAGACAACUCUGGCUAUGUGAGUGGCUACAAGGGUGCUGGCACCUAUGAUAAGAAGGGCAGCACCUAGGGAGUAGGCUCACCUUAGCCUGCCAGCCCUUGACCUUGCAUCUUUAACACCAGGGAG
Molecule: messenger RNA, 570 nt
Organism: Phacochoerus africanus (Common warthog)
Lineage: Eukaryota; Metazoa; Chordata; Mammalia; Artiodactyla; Suidae
Gene: TPPP2
Product: tubulin polymerization promoting protein family member 2
Biological process (GO): positive regulation of protein polymerization; microtubule bundle formation; microtubule polymerization
Cellular component (GO): microtubule
Molecular function (GO): tubulin binding
Source: RefSeq, a predicted model, not a curated record